Messenger RNA from Linum tenue, 816 nucleotides. NCBI's taxonomy places the organism in Eukaryota, Viridiplantae, Streptophyta, Magnoliopsida, Malpighiales, Linaceae. The record is from the annotation of a GenBank genome assembly.
AUGGACUCAUCCGACUUCCCGGUCGCCAGAUCCCCUCGGAAGGAGCUCCAGGGUCCCCGCCCGCCGGCGCUCAAAGUCCGCAAAGAUUCCCACAAAAUCAAGAAGCCUCCCAUCGCUCCCAACCCGAAUCCGAAUCCAAACCCGACCCAGCAACACCAGUCGCAGCCGCCGCGCGCCCCGGUCAUAAUCUACACGGUUUCCCCCAAAGUGAUUCACACCAAUCCCGGCGAUUUCAUGAACCUGGUCCAACGCCUCACCGGCUCCUCUUCGUCCUCCGCUGCCGCCGCCACCUCCUCCUCCUCCUCGAAUCCGUUCAACGACGACCCCGGCGCGAUGUCUCCGGCGGCCAGGUACGCGACGAUUGAGAAAGCGAAUUCGCCUAAAGAUAAGGGGAAGGGGAAUUCGUUGAUUUAUCCGCAGAGUGGGAAUGGAGAUUUGGGGGAUUUCUUCAUGGAAGGGGUGGAGAUGGGUCAACUGAUGGGUGGAUCUCAACAGGGUUUGCCGCCGGGGAUACUGUCGCCCGGGCCGGCUUCCCUGCCGCCGAUCUCUCCGAGCUUCUUCUUCCCUCCGCCGUCGUCGACGCCAUCAGCGGAUCCGAGCUCGUUAGGGUUCUUCCACGACCUUGUGAGCCCGGCGGGGCAACUGCACAGCAGCAGCCCGUCGACCUUCGUCGCCGGAUUCUCCCCUCAAGCGAACUUCGUCGCCGGAUUCUCCCCCCACACGAACUUCGUCACCGGGUUCUCGCCGCACGCGAAUUCGCCGUUCCCGUCGAUUGACCUCUUCAACAAUUUCAACUCCGGCAACUUUGACUUCUGA